Lentinula edodes (shiitake mushroom) is the source of this 1138-nucleotide messenger RNA. RefSeq lists its product as uncharacterized. Lineage: Eukaryota; Fungi; Basidiomycota; Agaricomycetes; Agaricales; Omphalotaceae. Bases 150 to 911 code for a protein of 253 amino acids. The record is from RefSeq and is a predicted model, not a curated record. The transcript has 2 exons.
GUUUGCUACCACAAAAAUUUCACUCUACCACCUCCGACGCUUUCUGAACGCGAGAAUUCCGCUCUAUUGAACUUCUGGAUCCAUUCCCUCAACUCUCGAAAUUUUUCUCUUCCCGUGCAUUACCGUCUUGCAGCGUUCACCUUCUUCGUAUGAACAUGUCAUUCCGCAAACUCUUCAUCGCAUGCAUUGUCCUCGUUGGCUGUCUCGAGGUGCUUGCUUUGCCUGUGGAUUUUGGGAGGUUCUCUCCGCGGUCGGGAUACCCAUCGACUCGAAUGAUCACUUCUACCUCUGAAGCUCACGAUUCUGGUGAUGACAAUGCCAUCAGUGGGCUCGAACGACGUGAUCGUUCAUCUGCUGGCUUCGUUAUUAUCCCCAAAUCGGACAACCUUUUUUCCAAAUUGUCCUCUCAGUCAUCAUCUUCUGCAGCACUAUACGCACUUGUCUUCAAAGGCCGUCAUUCCUUCAUAAAGGAAGGGGAUAAAGUUUUCUACAAAGUCCCUCCGCGUUCCAUGACCCAUAAAAUAAAAGACUUGGGCAUUUCUGUCGACAUUCGACUUCCUCAGAAUUCAAAACAAAUCGAUGCCAAAGAUCGGGCCACUCUCACGGACUUGGAGAGGGUAACCCAAGGGAGCCAUGGAUGCACCUGGAUGAUGGAAGCGCUGGAAUACCUAACGAAGGCUUCACAGGCAAAGGGGACGGAAGUAGGCUUGUCGGAGAAGGAGGAGGAGGACGCUAGGUAUUGGAUUGCUUCCAAAGAGGGAGAAUUGGGGAUUGCUUCGAGUUGUGGCAAGAAGAUUAUGAGGCCUGUCACAGCUGUCAAUAGUCCUGUGCAUCAUGCCAUUGUCGAAAGCCCUACUGAAAUGGACGUGGACUAUUUUUCACCAAGCUCUUUACAGGCCCUCAACGACUAGAAUCUCCUGCAAAACCUCACCCGAAAUAGCGUAGGGCGUCAGGCCGGGCGGGGUUCUGGGGGCCUCCCUCGACUGAUGUGGGUCAGUGGCAGCACUAUUGGUUUUCUAAAUAAAUAUGAAAUAGACGUAUUUUUUUUACGGGUAUGAAUAUAUGUAUUAAUUGUGGCGGAAUCAGCACAACCACCGUUGUUCGCCGUUUCUGAGAAUUUUUGUACGUCAUAUGUAUG